Messenger RNA from Asterias rubens (European starfish), 2769 nucleotides. Its product is annotated as metabotropic glutamate receptor 3-like. Gene Ontology annotation, cellular component: membrane. Lineage: Eukaryota; Metazoa; Echinodermata; Asteroidea; Forcipulatida; Asteriidae. The coding region runs from base 1 to 2769 and encodes 922 amino acids. The record is from RefSeq and is a predicted model, not a curated record. Gene Ontology annotation, biological process: G protein-coupled glutamate receptor signaling pathway; regulation of synaptic transmission, glutamatergic. The transcript is spliced from 5 exons. Gene Ontology annotation, molecular function: group II metabotropic glutamate receptor activity.
AUGGCGUCAGCUUCAAUUUUCAUCUUAUUGAUGUAUGUCUUCAUCCAUCCCGGACACUCAAUCCAUUCGUUUACCGCUGCCACGGCAACUGGUAACUCAUCUACCACGCCCUCCGACGUGUACUUCAAAGAUGGCGACAUCAUCCUCGGCGGUUUCUUCCCUCUCCACACCUACGACGAGUUCUCGCGAGAAUGUAAGGCAAUUCGCGAGAGUAAAGCCCUCAAGCUGGUCGAGGCCAUGGUCUAUGCAGUGAGCUACGUCAAUAAUAACACAUCCUUGCUCCCAGGCCUGCGUCUUGGGUUCGAGAUAUACGACUCGUGCUACAGCGACAUAUGGACGCUGAAGAAAGGUCUGAACUUCAUACCCCCGGAAAUGAGACGAGCUUGCUGGGAGAAGAAUGUGACUUCGGGGAGCAGGGGUUAUGGUAUUAGUUGUCUGCAUGGUAAGAGGGUUGCGGGUGUCGUUGGAUCACAGAAGAGUGCGAGUAGCUCGGAGCUGACCAUACUCCUUGGAUUGUAUCAGAUACCACAGGUGAGCUACUUAUCGACAAUUGACAGCCUCAGUAAAGUUGCUUACCCGUACUUCUUUCGUGUCGUGCCGUCUGACCGUCACCAGGUGAAUGCCAUAAUGGACAUUGUGCAGUACUAUGGGUGGACCUACGUAUCGUUGCUCUUCUCUGACGAUGAGUACGGGGAGAAUGGUUAUUAUGAAUUCUCCAAACAGGUCACCGCCAAUGACAACGUCUGCCUCGCCUACACUAAGGAGAUAUCUACAAGUUUCUCAGAAGAAUAUUACGACGAAAUUGUCGCAAACCUUCGGACUGAUCCAUACAACCGUGCUGUGGCUGUAGUCCUUUUUGCCCACCUGGAAGAGGCCGUCAUGCUGCUGGGUGCGGUGGAGAGAAACAAGGCAGUGGGGGAGUUUACCUUCAUCGCCAGCGAUGGGGUUGGAAACUUCGGUCGGCAGGGACUUGAGAAGGUCGAACAUGCUGCUAUGGGUAUGAUUACCGUCGUCCCAUUCUCAGAGAGACUCCAAGACUUCGACACCUUCUUCUACGAUUCUCUGAAUGCAAACAAUCCGAACCCCUGGACAAAGGAGUAUCUUGCAGUAUACAGCGAGAAGUGCGACUUCUUUGGAGUCUGUGGGAACGAGACUGAUCUCCUAUCCCCGCACGAGACUCUUGUGAUUGAUAGCGUCAUGUCAUUUGCGCAUGCCCUGAACAGUAUGCUCAUCACAGAGUGUGGUGGUUCAGAGAACCUGGAAUACUGCCCUCUCGUGGCGAAUAUAGACGGGAAGCUCUUGCGAUCAUACCUGAUGGAGACAACCUUCACGAGUUUGUCCAACGGGCAGGUGGCGUUUGAUGGGAACGGAGACGGGAAAGUAAGGUACAAGAUUCGGAAUCUCAACAGCGCAUGGGGCUUGACAAGUUUCAAAGAUGUAGGAUCUUGGGAAGAGCUAACUGUGUUGGAUAUCAAGGAUUCAAGCAUCAGGUUUUACACCAAUGAUACAGACGGCCUGCCCUUCUUUGUGCCUCUGUCUGUAUGCAGCUCACCAUGUCCGCAGGGGUACAGGAAAGAGUUUUUCGACGAGGAGAGGAAGUGCUGUUGGCACUGUAUCAAGUGCGUGGACAAUGCCAUUGUCCUCAACCAAACGCUCUGUCAGGAAUGCGCACCUCCGGAGUGGCCGGAUGCCAAUCGCACAGAUUGUAGGCCAGUAGAUGUAUUCUACAUGUCAUGGGGUACCAUCGAAGGCACGGUGGUCACCAUCAUGAGUGGUGUGGCCUUCUUGGAAGCCAUGUUGGUACUACUGUUUUACUUCACGCAGUAUAAACAACGCAUCAUGAGGAGGUCAGAUCCCGUGCUUUGCCUCUUCAUUUACGGGGGCAUCAUACUCGCCACUGUGGCGGCCUUGUCGUCGACCUUCACACCAUCCCCGGGGCUCUGUGUGGUUACCCGUAUGGGUCCGUCCUUUGCCUACUCGCUGAUGUUUGCUCCAUUCGCAAUGAAAAGCACCAGGCUGUAUCGAGUAUUCGCCAAGGCUAAGCAGACCGACUCCGAAGAAGAAGCUGAACUUUGGAGUUUGACGCGGCAGUUGGUUAUCUUGGGAUUCGUUUGGGCCACAGAGAUAUGCAUAAGCAUUGCAUGGAUCAUCGUUUUCCCGCCCGAUGUGAGCAACCAGUUUACAUUCCAAGAUGAUUCAACAGGCGGCGAGUCAGUGAAUCUCCUCAUAGCUUGCAAUAUCCAGCUCCACGAGAGUGUAACCGAGAUCUGUUUCAGUCUGGUCCUCCUGUUCGUGACCCUGGUCUUCAGCGUUCUCGCCCGGCAGCUUCCGGACAACUACCACGAGGUCCAGUUCUGCGCGUUUGCGUCGGCGGGCUCCAUGCUCGUCAUCGUGGGUGCUUACGCCGCGGGUUUCGGUACCGCCACAUCGGCCGUCUCGUCUGUGUCAAUCAUGUAUCGUUCACUCGGAAUGAUUGCCAACUCCAUCCUGAUGAUGUCAUGUAUCUUUAUUCCCAAGAUGUACGUCAUCUUCUUCGUGAGGGGUGACAUCAAUGACGUUAUGCUGCGGAAGAGGCAAAGCGUCGCCAUGUCUGGCUACCGCGUGCGAUCAUCCACGGGGAGCAGCGUGGCGACACUGAAGAAGAACAACGGGACCGGGGGAGCGGGCAAACGGCGCAGCUUUCGUAGAAGUAAAAGCGCCUGUGAGUUGACCUUGAAUCCGGAGCAAGUUGUUGAACUGAAGGCAAUCUCUACCACUCUUAAGGAAUAA